CUGCUAUCGUGGAGCAUCAUUUAAGAGUGCUGAGAUCUCAUACGUUUCAGUUUUAUAUCGCGCAUGGAAAAUAUUAUGCAAAAUAUCUGCCUCGUAGAAUUGGUGGGAUGCACAAUGAAUAUGUGUUUGCUUGCAUAUUAUUCUAUUACGAAUUGGAGUGAUUUUGAUGCAGCAAAAAUAAUGUCAUAUAUUGUUGUAUAUGUAUCUAUGGCUUUUAAUAUUUUUAUAUUUUGUUACAUUGGUGAAAUUCUCACGGAACAGUGCAAAAAUGUUGGCGAAAAGGCCUAUAUGACUAAUUGGUAUGAUUUACCGCACAAAACUGCCCUUGGUCUCGUUUUGAUAAUAGCGCGAUCGAGUAAUGUUAUCAAGAUAACUGCUGGAAAAUUAUUUCAAUUGUCUAUUGCGACUUUUGGUGAUGUCAUUAAGACUUCUGUGGUAUAUUUAAAUAUUUUAAGAACGAUGACUCCCACGUAA
Messenger RNA from Camponotus floridanus (Florida carpenter ant), 474 nucleotides. Its product is annotated as odorant receptor coreceptor. The transcript is spliced from 5 exons. Gene Ontology annotation, biological process: detection of chemical stimulus involved in sensory perception of smell; sensory perception of smell. Gene Ontology annotation, cellular component: plasma membrane. Gene Ontology annotation, molecular function: olfactory receptor activity; odorant binding. The coding region runs from base 64 to 474 and encodes 136 amino acids. The record is from RefSeq and is a predicted model, not a curated record. Lineage: Eukaryota; Metazoa; Arthropoda; Insecta; Hymenoptera; Formicidae.